This is a messenger RNA of Arabis nemorensis, 1443 nucleotides long. The record is from the annotation of a GenBank genome assembly. NCBI's taxonomy places the organism in Eukaryota, Viridiplantae, Streptophyta, Magnoliopsida, Brassicales, Brassicaceae.
AUGGCUCGUCCUCAUCGGGUGUUUCUCCUCCUCGUCGCCUUCACGGCGGAGUUUAGUCUGACGGGAAUCUUUGCCGGAGCGGUCGGCGUGAACUGGGGAACGGAAGCGUCGCACCCUCUUCCUCCUUCCAAGGUUGUAGAGCUUCUGAAAUCCAACGGCAUUGCCAAAGUGAAGCUCUUCGAUGCCGACCCAAAAGUUCUACAAGCUCUCUCUGGUUCCAAUGUCGGUGUCACUGUCGGAAUCCCUAAUUCUAUGAUUAAGAGCUUGAAUGCGUCCAGAAAGGUUGCAGAGAGCUGGGUUCAUGACAAUGUCACUCGUUACUUCAACGGCGGAAACAGAGUUCGAAUCGAGUACGUAGCAGUUGGAGACGAGCCAUUUCUCCAGAGCUAUGGCAAUCAGUAUAAAUCUUUUGUCAUUGGAGCAGCUAUGAACAUCCAAAGUGCUUUAGCUAAGGCGAGCUUGGCGAAUGAAGUGAAGGUCGUCGUCCCCUCCAGCUUUGAUUCCUUUCUUUCUGAAUCCGGUCGACCUUCUUCCGGACAUUUUAGGACUGACCUCAACAAGACAAUGAUUGAACUCCUCUCGUUUCUCUCAAAGCAUCAUUCGCCUUUCUUUGUGACAAUCUCUCCUUUCUUAAGCUUUCACCAGAACAAGAACAUCUCCCUCGACUUUAGUCUCUUCAAAGAAACAGCAAAGGCUCGCAAAGACGGACGUAAAACCUACAGAAACAGCUUUGAUCUGAGCUACAACACACUUGUCUCUGCAUUGUCCAGUGUCGGGUUCCCUGAGAUAGAUAUCGUCGUGUCGAAGAUCGGUUGGCCUACUGAUGGAGCAGCUAAUGCCACAUCACCGACUGCUGAGGCGUUCUUGGAAGGACUGAUGGGUCACUUGGAGAAAAUGACGGGCUCUCUGCUGCGCCGUCCGGUUGAAACCUAUAUUGAAAGCCUCUUGGACGAAGAUCAGCGAAACCUAUCCUCUGGGAACUUUGAGAGGCACUGGGGAGUGUUCACAUUCGAUGGUCAAACCAAAUACAGUUUCAGCUUCAACCAAAACUCGAAGAAACUGGUAAACGCACAGAACGUUCAGUACCUGCCUCCUAAGUGGUGUGUUGUGAACAAUAACAGGGACCUAUCAAACGCGUCAGCAAAAGCAUUGGAGGCGUGUUCUGUCUCGGACUGCACCUCGAUACUUCCCGGUGGGUCGUGCUCAGGCAUCGGCUGGCCAGGCAACGUGUCAUACGCGUUCAAUAGCUUGUAUCAGCAAAAUGAUCACAGGGCACAAAGCUGCGACUUUGGUGGACUUGGUUUGAUCACUACAGUUGAUCCUUCUGAGGAAAAUUGCAGGUUCUGGAUUCAACUUGACACUUCUCAUUCAUCUUCUCAAAUUCCUAUUUUGUUUCAGAGCCUUCUUAUUCUUCUUACUGUCUGGACUCAAUUAAAGUUGUAG